This is a messenger RNA of Didymodactylos carnosus, 1413 nucleotides long. NCBI's taxonomy places the organism in Eukaryota, Metazoa, Rotifera, Eurotatoria, Philodinida, Philodinidae. The record is from the annotation of a GenBank genome assembly.
AUGGGAGGGCGCCCAUGGGGUACCGGCAGCCUACGUUGUCUUGUUUUAGAGCCAACCCCUCAAAAAUGGGACGUUAAACUUUUAUGGCUACGGAAAACGAAACAAGAAAUUGUGUUAAUGCACGUAAAACAAUGUUCUUUAGUUCAUGGAAUAGAUAUCUUAUCCAAAUUGCGGCCGGCAUUAAGUGAAACAGCCCUAUACGACUCCGGUGUGACCGAACUAGAUGAUUAUACAAUCAUCCACUCAGGAAGUCAAAACAGCGUGAAAGCAGCACAUGGAGUAGCGAUCUGUUUAGAUAAAUCUGCUGCGCGGUUAUGGAAAAGUUCCGGCUGGAUUUGGGAAGCUGUUAGCUCAAGAAUUGUAAUGGUUAUGCUGAAAUGCAAACCUAUUAAUAUCACAAUAAUAGCCGUUUAUGCGCCGGUGAACCCGUCUAACGGUCUUAAAGCUGAUGUCGAUGCGUCAGAUAAUUUCUACAGAAGUCUGCAAGAUGCAAGGGACAAAGUAAGGUGCACUUAAAGGAAAGUUACAGCAAAAAUUUUAUUUUUCGAUGUCUUAUAUAUCAUUCAAUAGAGAAUUCCACGGCGAGCAGGAAUAUGUGCUCCUUGAUUUUUUUAAAGGCUUCCUUCCGUUUGAAAAAUCGAAAAAACUCGAUGGAUGUGAAAAACCCGACUUUUCGCCAUUUUUGUAUAAAUUUGAGUUUCCCGAGUUUCAUGCCAACUUAGACUGUUGAAACUGCCAUAUUCUUGUUCAGCUUUGAAAACUGAAUCAGAAAAUGGCCUGAAAGCCGUUUCAGAUCUAAACGUCUGUGGACCAAGAUCGUCGAAAGCAAAGCGACCAAAACCCCUCUACCUAUUCUUACAAACUUUUCACAAGUUUUUCUUGAGAUGUUAGAGCCAAUAUUUUCACAUGGGUCGACGCGUUAGAUGCUCCUCUUCAAGAGUAUACGUGCAGUUUUUUGAAAUGUUUUGUCUUCGACGAGAAAAGUCGAUUUUACUAAGCCCUGUGCCCAAAACGCCAAAUCCUUUUCCGGUUUUAGAUAUUUAGAAGAUACAAAAGUGAUCCAUGGCUGCGAUCUUUGACUUGAGAAUUGCUCCUAUGACUAAGGGUAACCAUUUUCUCUGUGUACAUUGAUAUUUUCAUGUAUAUAAAUAUAAUCACAAGCAAAAUCAACGUCCAAAUUACUAUUACUGAUACGAGUGUGAGUUUUAACUGUUACUUCACAGUAAGAACUAAAAAUAUCUUCAUAACUUCACCUUACGACUGUCUUGCCGAAACUUACCGAUGUUCCGUAAGAGAGCAUCAAAAUUUCUCAAAGUCAUGUAAACCAACACGAUGACAUACUUCACCGGGCAUUUGGAUUUGCAGAGUUCGAACAAAUCGGACAUAUCGUCAUCUGUUAUUCCGUCUUUGAUU